AUGCCUGCAAGACUCAACGCAACAGCAAUGCCUUUCCGCUCUUCGCGGCUAGCACUCCCUCAAUCACCCUUCACACCUUUGAUUCCCAUCACCCCUCACCCUCAACAACUCAAACGCACAUUCUCGGCAACAGCAGAUGUAGAUCUGAUCAAGCAUCUCCCGCCUCCCUCUCGCCAACCUCAACAAUGGCUCUGGUCCUGCCACCUCUGCGGCCGCCACUACAACCUCGGCGUCACCCGCCGCUGUCUGGACGACGGCCACUACUUCUGCGCCGGCACCUCGAUGGUCAAAUCACGCAAAGACAACAUCAAAAGACUUCGUCGCCAUAAAGCUUGUGCAUCAGAAUUUGACUACGCAGGGUGGAAAGACUGGGGUGUCUGGAAGAGAGGCCUUAUCGCUUUGACAGAGCAGCAGAGGCAGCUUGCUAAAAGCUGUGACAGUGUUUUUGAUGACGAGGAGUCUGGAGAUGAGGCUUUGGAGGAGAUUACUACGCAGGCUUCUAGACGCACGUCUGCGUGGCGAGUGGGUAAGCCUGUUAUUCCGACACGACCAGUGAAGGAUUGCUGGAAUCGCUGCGAUUACCCUUCUGAUUGUCGCUGGGGCAAACAGUUUGGUCUUGAGACACCUCUACAAGCUACCUUUCCUGUCCUUCAUCGCGUUUCCAGCACGCCAAACACCAAGAGGACCAUAUCAGAAGACGUUGACUUCGAAGACGUGGAUUUGAGUACAGCAAAGACACAUUUCAGAGACAUCCUCACCGCAGAGCAACAACAAGUCGUUGCCGAGACCAUCGAUGGUGUCGAAGUCGAAGAAGCUUCUCACUCGUCAACUGCCACGCCUGCACUCGCUGAUCUUGCGAACUUGGUCUCCAGAGCACAGAGAAGACACUCAAGAAGCGAAGUUCCUACUUCACCACUCGCCACUACCGAAGCAAGACCCACAGCCACGCGAACAUCGUCAAGGGAAUCACUAAGAAGAGCAGUAGAAGGCAGCAUCGGCGCCAUUGCCGGCUUCAUAUUUGACAUCGCAGAUGAGCAUGUGCAGAAGAAGACGAGGAGGAAGAGUUUUGGUUAA
This is a messenger RNA of Aureobasidium subglaciale EXF-2481, 1074 nucleotides long. RefSeq lists its product as uncharacterized. NCBI's taxonomy places the organism in Eukaryota, Fungi, Ascomycota, Dothideomycetes, Dothideales, Saccotheciaceae. The record is from RefSeq and is a predicted model, not a curated record. Bases 1 to 1074 code for a protein of 357 amino acids. The transcript has a single exon.